AGACUAAAUAGUAUUGGGCACAUCAUUAAUCAUUUUGCUGAGAUAUGUGUAUGUAUUUUUCUUUCUGUAUGGGUAAAGAAAAUUGGAAAAAAAAAAAUCCAAGGAUAAGAUCAGUAUAAGAGCAUCUCAUAAAUUAAGUUUCAGAACGUAUACCUCAACCAAUUACCUGAUGAUAUGAUGAUAGGAAUGGAUGCUUUGUACUUUCAUAUUGUCUAUUCACCAAAAUUGUUUCAGAGCAGUACACACGGCAUCUAAUUUCCUUUCCUGCAACUUGUAAAUAUUAUUCAGUCGGGUAGUUGGAAAAAAGCACGGCAAGAAACGGAGAUAGAUCGAUUGUUCCAUUUCUUACAGAAGAUAUGAAAACCAAGCCAUUCUUUCUAUCCUAGAAAUGAAGGGGAAAAAAAAAAUUUCAUCUGAGAGAAUGAAAGAAAGUGAUCCGCGGUAUGCAGUAACAAAAGAAUUUUGUAUUCUUUUAUUUGUUCAUAAUGAAAUCUGUCACUCCCAAAAAUGAAAUGGUGUUUGGUGGGUUCAGAUUAGUCUAGGAUUGGAAAUUUAAAUCUUGUCAGGGUACGUAGGAAUAUCAACUCCUGUUGGAGAGGUGGGAUAUGCACAGCAGUUCAGGAUCGUUUAUAACUAACUUCAAGGAUGGAUAUUGACCAAUUGACCACUAUCCUUCUUCAAACAAUUAAUCAUUGUCUGCAUCUCCGCCGCGAACCCGAAAUCGAACACAAAACCAUUAUCCUAAUCGGGUUGAUCGAGAAGUCCGAAUCCAAUGUACAUUGGGUUCUUGUACUUAUCUAUUCCAGCUCUAAUCCUCUUAUACCAAACACAUGAAAACAUUAAUACAAAUCCAAUCUUAUUGUAAUCCAUUCCUUACCUGGAUGCCAAACGUGGCCAAAGGGUGAAAAAUCUGCAACCAACCAGAUAUGAUGAUCAAUACGACAAAAAGUUAAAAACCCCAGCAAGUGAAAACCUGCACUCAACCAUUGGAAAUAAUGGGAACCAUCUCAAACCAGCAAGAGCUAGAUCCGUGAAUCAAACCAAAUCCAAGAAGAACAACCAAAGCUGCAAAUAGAAAAGGACCAAGAAAGCCGAAAUCGUGGUCUCUCUUUGCAGCAUUUGCACUUGCACUUGGAUAUGCCAAAGCUUCUUUGUCCCUCAAAUUUUCAGUGCUAAUUGGGAUUGACCCUGUCAACCAAUAUUGCACAACUAAUCCACACAUCCUCACCUAUGUCCCUUGCUCUUUCGACCUCAACUUUCCCGUCGCCGUAAUUGGCACUGGCCUUGGACCGAACACACCCUCGUAAAGCCCAAGGUUUUUUUUUUUUUUUAAUAACGUAAAGCCCAAGGUUUAGGGCUGUGGGUACGUGUUUAGCCACAUCAAAGUCUCUGAAUACUACUUGAAUACCUAAAACCCUCCGAAUGGCCACCUCAACCGCCGGCAGAUCCAUUUUCCGGUCAUGCGCCUCAGCGGCGCGGUUCGCCACUGAAGCGAAAGCUGCUCGCUCACCGUUUCGCGUAGGAGCCAAGCAACGUACAUCAUCUCCCGCUUUCAGGUGUCGUGUUGAAUUGAGCUUCUGUGUGGAGUCGAUGCUGCCCUACCACACUGCCACAGCUUCGGCUUUGAUGACUUGCAUGCUUUCCAUCACUCGCCGCAGUUAUGGUUGGCUUCCAGAAGCUUGCAAUGAUGAUGAAUGAUGAUGGCUGAUGAAUGUUUCAAGGAUUCAAGGAAGUUUUAUGUACUUAAUCUUCAGUCUAAGGCAGUGACUGGUAAUACAGGAGUUUUGACUGAGAUGCAGAAGAGACAAGUUGCAUGUCCUGAGCUUUUAAACCUAGAUCAACUAGUAGACUUUGGUUACUUUUCUCUAGGCAUAAACAUAAUUUCUUCUUGAGUUAAUUUCUUCUCAUUAAUGUUGGUGAUCAAGCAGAGGUUAAAUCUUCAAAUGUCUUUUAUCACAAUGUUUUGGCUAAGACCAAGUAAUUGCCAUGGAAACCUCUUCUUUGUGAUGCAAACUAACUUGAACAAAAUAUAGUUCUCAGUAGCUGCAGAUUGAGAUUGCUUGCUUGCUUCCGGUACAGAGCGAUCAGCAAUAGGCUUGAUCACACACUUUGCUAGUGGAGACAACGCUCGGCAACUAGCUCGGAGACAGCGGGCUCUUUAAAAAGUUUAUCAACAUAAAUAUGUGCAUGCCUGUUUUAAAGCAGGCUACGACAAUUCUUGCGAAAACAUGGUUUGCGCUUCAAGCAUAGCUGAAGAAACUUGUAGGAUUGAACUCGAAUAGAGAUUGUAGUGGAGGGCUUGACUUGAUAUCUGGAUUUGUUUAUGGCUUUGCGGUUGUGGAGCUUGCUGUGUAGUUUAGAAGUGAAGCUCUUCCAAGCCUUUCUGGCUGGUGGAAGCCUACCUCAACCGAG
Rosa chinensis is the source of this 2412-nucleotide messenger RNA. Its product is annotated as protein NUCLEAR FUSION DEFECTIVE 6, mitochondrial-like. NCBI's taxonomy places the organism in Eukaryota, Viridiplantae, Streptophyta, Magnoliopsida, Rosales, Rosaceae. Bases 1423 to 1698 code for a protein of 91 amino acids. The transcript is spliced from 3 exons. Gene Ontology annotation, cellular component: mitochondrion. The record is from RefSeq and is a predicted model, not a curated record.